AUGGCUCCGCACGGUUUUGCAAUCGCAAUCCCCCACGUCUCCGGCCAUGAGGAGCAGCUCAAUAACAUCUAUCCAGACACGGACUGGGACUGUGAAUCAGAGCCAUCCAAUACAUCUACUGCUACUGCGUCCAAUCUGCCUGGACCAGGCUGCAAUCUUGGGAAUAUUUAUAGUUAUUUUGGGAAGCCCCUUGAAAAUGCCAUCAACAGGCUUGCGGAGCGUUCCGGCUAUGGAGCCCGAGCAAUUGAGCAGCGUACUGCUUCGAAAAGCGAGUCGAACAGGCAUCUCGCUUCAUGUGCAAUUUUAUUGAUUGCUACUGCUAGUCCAUAUCUCUGCAAGCUGCUUUGGACGCACAAUGCGACGGGAGUCUUGGAACGAGUUUGGCAAAGGGAACAAGAGGAUGUACUUUGUGCUUUACUUCCCCUGUCACGAAAGGCUCUUAUCCAUUUGGUCGAAUGUGAGAUACGCACGAAAGGAAAAGAGAUGAUUUCUCUUGGCUCCAAAAUACGCCGGAUGGAGGACCAGAUCAGCAAUGAGGAACUCCAACCAGACCUGACGCUUGACAAGUUUCAAGCGUACUACAUAAUAUACUGCAAUCUUCUUGAACAUCGUUACCAUGCGAUGGUUUAUAUCGUGAAGCGUGGUAAAGCAUGCAGAUGGUAUAGCGACAGCCCUCAGGCAUGGGGACCUGCAAACGACGAGAACAACAACAGAGCAAUCGAUAGGAUGUACAUGGCAUUAAUCCUUGCCCUUAGCCAUGAAAUAUCCAUGCCAGGACAGACCCAGCCUGUUGACUGGGUCAUACUCGGAAAAAUGAUGGUGUACUUAAAAUAUGACUUUAAUUGCUAUUACCACGACCGAAGAAUGAAGUAA
Messenger RNA from Fomitiporia mediterranea MF3/22, 873 nucleotides. RefSeq lists its product as uncharacterized. The coding region runs from base 1 to 873 and encodes 290 amino acids. The record is from RefSeq and is a predicted model, not a curated record. NCBI's taxonomy places the organism in Eukaryota, Fungi, Basidiomycota, Agaricomycetes, Hymenochaetales, Hymenochaetaceae. The transcript has 3 exons.